AUGGUGAAGGUGCGAAUGAACACGGCCGACGUGGCCGCAGAGGUCAAGUGUUUGAAGCGGUUAAUCGGGAUGAGAUGCUCCAACGUCUACGAUAUAUCUCCCAAGACGUAUAUGUUCAAGCUCUUGAAUAGCAGCGGCAUCACAGAAUCUGGAGAGAGUGAGAAGGUUUUACUCCUGAUGGAAAGUGGUGUUCGUUUGCAUACCACAGCUUAUGUCCGGGAUAAGAGCAAUACUCCAUCUGGGUUUACUUUGAAGUUGAGAAAGCAUAUUCGGACUAGGAGGCUUGAGGAUGUACGCCAGCUUGGUUACGAUAGGAUCAUUGUCUUCCAGUUCGGGCUAGGUGCUAAUGCACACUAUGUUAUAUUGGAGUUGUAUGCUCAAGGAAACAUAAUUCUUACAGAUUCUGAGUAUAUGAUCAUGACUCUCCUCCGAUCACAUAGAGAUGACAAUAAGGGUUUUGCUAUCAUGUCUCGCCACCGUUACCCAAUCGAGAUGUGUAGAGUCUUUGAGAGAACCACAGUUUCAAAGCUGCAGGAAGCACUUACUGCUUUCUCGCUUAAGGAUCAUCAAGCAAAACUUACUGAAUCAGAGGAGCAGAAUGGUAGCAAGAAGGGUGGGAAGUCAAAUGAUUCUACCGGUGCCAAACAGUAUACCUUGAAGAAUAUUCUUGGUGACGCUUUGGGUUAUGGGCCACAGCUCUCCGAGCACAUAAUCCUGGAUGCUGGUCUGAUUCCAAGUACCAAAGUUUCAGAAGACAACAAUUUAGAUGAGAAUAUGAUUCAGUUAUUGGUUCAAGCGGUAAUCGUAUUUGAAGAUUGGCUAGAAGAUAUUAUAUAUGGUCAAAGAGUUCCUGAAGGUUAUAUUCUAAUGCAAAAACAAAUAUUGGCAAAUGACUCGCCUUCUCAAUCAGGAGGUGUUCAAAAGAUGUAUGAUGAGUUCUGUUCAAUCCUAUUAAAUCAAUUCAAAUCGAGAGUGUAUGAAAAGUUUGAAACUUUUGAUGCGGCACUAGAUGAGUUCUACAGCAAAAUUGAGAGCCAAAGGUCUGAAUAUCAACAAAAGGCAAAAGAAGAUUCUGCCAGCCAGAAGCUUAGUAAGAUACGACAGGAUCAGGAAAACCGUGUUCAACUCCUGAAGAAAGAAGUCAACCAUUGUGUUAAUAUGGCUGAAUUAAUCGAGUACAACUUAGAAGAUGUUGAUGCUGCCAUAUUAGCCGUUCGUGUAGCGCUUGCAAAGGGUAUGGGCUGGGAUGAUCUAGCUCGCAUGGUCAAGGAGGAAAAAAAAUUAGGAAAUCCUGUUGCUGGACUCAUUGAGAAACUAAAUCUAGAGAAGAAUUGCAUGACCUUGUUGUUGUGCAACAAUCUCGAUGAAAUGGAUGAUGAUGAGAAGACGCUCCCAGUGGAAAAGGUAGAGGUUGACUUAUCACUUUCUGCGCACGGUAAUGCUAGGCGUUGGUAUGAAAUGAAGAAGAAACAAGAAACAAAACAGGAGAAGACUGUUUCUGCUCACGAAAAGGCUUUUAAAGCAGCUGAGAAAAAGACACGCCACCAGCUUUCUCAGGAAAAAAUGGUUGCAACUAUUUCACACAUGAGAAAAAUCCACUGGUUUGAGAAGUUCAAUUGGUUCAUUAGCAGUGAGAACUACUUGGUCAUCAGUGGUCGUGAUGCUCAACAAAAUGAGAUGAUAGUUAAACGUUACAUGUCAAAAGGAGAUCUGUAUGUACACGCAGAGCUUCACGGAGCAUCUAGUACUGUGAUAAAGAAUCAUAAACCUGAACAAAAUGUACCGCCUCUUACUUUAAACCAAGCUGGAUGUUUUACGGUUUGUCAUAGUCAGGCCUGGGAUUCCAAGAUUGUUACUAGUGCAUGGUGGGUUUUCCCUCAUCAAGUCAAUAAAACAGCUCCUACUGGAGAAUACCUUACAGUAGGGAGUUUCAUGAUACGUGGUAAGAAAAACUUCCUUCCACCACACCCACUUAUCAUGGGUUUUGGAUUGUUGUUUCGUUUGGAUGAAAGCUCCUUGGGAGCCCAUUUGAAUGAAAGAAGGGUAAGAGGUGAAGAGGAAGGAACAAACGAUGUCGUAAUGGAAACGCAUGCUCCUGAUGAGCAUGCAGAGUCCGAGAUCGAGGUAGAGACUGAAGAGGUUUCCGCCCCAGGAGAUUUUGAUUUAGAGGAAUCAAAUCCAGCAUUGAGCCAAGAUACUUCUUCUUCUUUUGACAUGGAUUCAUCUGGUAUUGCUGGAGAAAAUGUUGCAUCAGCUACCUCACAGCUUGAAGAUCUUCUGGAUAGAACCCUUGGUCUUGGUACUGCGACGGUGGCAGGCAAGAACCAGACAAUAGAGACACCAAAGGAAGAAAUGGAAGGGAAUAUGAAACAGGAAGGGGAAAAUGCAGUAGUUAGAGAUAAGCCUUACAUGUCAAAAGCUGAAAGAAGAAAGCUUAAGAUGGGCCAAAGUGGUAAUACAGCCGAUGAUGAUAACACUGGGCAUGAAAAGCAGCGAGAAAAGGAAAAAAAUGUUUCUAGCGGUAACACAGCCGCCGAUGUUAAAACUGGGCAAGAAAAGCAGCCACAAAAGGGAAAAGGUAUUUCGUCUUCAAGCCAAGCCAACAAGAGCAUACCUGAUAACAAGCCAGCUGGGGAAAAAGUUAGCCGUGGGCAAAGGGGUAAAAUUAAGAAAAUGAAGGAGAAAUAUGCUGAUCAAGACGAAGAAGAAAGAAAAAUACGGAUGGCGUUGUUGGCAUCUUCUGGAAAGCCACAGAAGAAUGAUGUUGAAUCACAGAGUGCAAAGCCCGCAGUCACCGAAGAGAAGAAACCUUCUGAAGAAACAGAUGAUGCUGUGAAAAUAUGUUAUAGGUGUAAGAAGGUUGGACAUCUUGCUAGAGAUUGUCAUGCGAAAGAAACUUCGGACAUGGACAAAGUGGUAAUGGAAGAAGAGGAUAUUCAUGAGGUUGGCGAAGAAGAGAAAGAAAAACUGAUUGAUGUUGAUUACCUGACUGGUAACCCGCUGCCAACCGAUAUUCUUUUAUAUGCGGUCCCUGUAUGCGGCCCCUACAAUGCUCUCCAGUCAUAUAAAUACAGAGUCAAAGCAAUUCCAGGCAGCAUGAAGAAAGGAAAGGCUGCAAAAACUGCAAUGAAUCUGUUCACACAUAUGUCGGAGGCGACAGUAAGAGAGAAGGAGCUGAUGAAGGCUUGUACGGACCCCGAGCUGAUGGCUGCUCUGGUCGGAAAUGUGAAGAUCACAGCAGCAGGUUUGACGCAGUUGAAGCAGAAACAGAAGAAAGGCAAAAAAGGCGGGAAACAGCAUAGCUAA
This is a messenger RNA of Arabis nemorensis, 3306 nucleotides long. NCBI's taxonomy places the organism in Eukaryota, Viridiplantae, Streptophyta, Magnoliopsida, Brassicales, Brassicaceae. The record is from the annotation of a GenBank genome assembly.